Molecule: messenger RNA, 5066 nt
Organism: Anguilla anguilla (European eel)
Lineage: Eukaryota; Metazoa; Chordata; Actinopteri; Anguilliformes; Anguillidae
Gene: rapgef1b
Product: Rap guanine nucleotide exchange factor (GEF) 1b
Exons: 26
Coding region: 366-3896 (1176 amino acids)
Biological process (GO): positive regulation of GTPase activity; Ras protein signal transduction
Cellular component (GO): plasma membrane
Molecular function (GO): guanyl-nucleotide exchange factor activity
Source: RefSeq, a predicted model, not a curated record
UUUACCGAAAUACACUAGACUAGCUGGCCCGAGACGUUACUUAGCCCUGGCUGUGGAUAGAAUAAUAUUUACACUCACUGAAUAAUUUGAGAUGCGUAGACGUUUACAUCUACAGUUAGUUAGGUAGUCGCUAGCACGCGGACUUGGUGAACGAACAGAUUCCUAGUUGUGUGUGCACACAACGUUACCGUGCUGGUUAAGUGAAAUGGCUUUACAGGACUCACUCAUUUUUGGUUGAGUUUUGAGUACAUUAAUGACGUUACGUAAAAUCCGCUGAAAAGAGAAAAAAAUGCUGCAAUUAUGGAAUAUUCCUGCAGAAUUGCAGAUGGUCUAACAUUAGGUCAGAGGGGUGCCAAUGAAACGGAAUGUGGCGAGUUUCAGUAGUAUGUGACUCCCAGCGCUCCCACCUUUCCUCCUUCACCAUGAAGCUAAUGGACAAGUUCCACUCCCCCAAAAUCAAGCGGACGCCCUCCAAGAAAGGGAAGCAGCUGCAGCCAGAGCCGGCGGUCAAAACCACAGAGAAACCUGUCAAUAAGAAGGUGAGCCGGCUGGAGGAACAUGAGAAGGAAGUUGUCAGCGCCUUACGUUACUUCAAAACCAUCGUGGACAAAAUGGUGGUGGACAAAAAGGUUCUGGAGAUGCUGCCAGGCUCCGCCAGCAAGGUGCUGGAGGCCAUCCUGCCACUGGUACAGGUGGAGCCACGGAUACAGCACAGCUCUGCAGUGUCCUCCUGCCACAACCGUGUGUAUCAGAGCCUGGCCAACCUCAUCCGCUGGUCUGACCAGGUGAUGCUGGAGGGCGUCAACCUGGAGGACAAGGAGACCAUCUCAAUGGUCACAACGGUCAUAAAAGCAGUGCUGGACGGCGUAAAGGAGCUGGUGAAGCUCACCAUAGAGAAACAGGACCAUCCCUCGCCCACGUCCCCUGCGAAGCCUGUGCCUCCAGUGGCCAAGCCGGAGAGCACUGCAGACCUGCCGCUCAGCGAGAGGGAGAAGGAGAUCCUCAGCAAGACCACGCCCAAGGCCCAGUCCGCGGAGGCCCACCCGGACGCGGCGGACGAGGACGUGGCCCCGCCCAAGCCCCCGCUGCCCGGGGUGAAGAUACCAGAGUUCAGCCCGCCCGCCCUGCCCCCGAAAAAGCGCCAGUCGGCCCCUUCCCCGACCCGGGUGGCGGUGGUCGCCCCGAUGAGCCGGACCACCAGCGGAAUGAGUCUCCCCAUCGGCAUUAACAAGCAGGACUGCGAGACGGAGUUCCCGCAGCGGCGCUUCUCUGGUGGGAGCCACUCGUACGGAGGGGAGUCCCCCCGCCUGUCCCCCUGCAACAGCAUGGGCAAGCUGAGCAAGUCUGACGAGCAGCUCUCCUCUCUGGAGCAGGACAGCGGGCAGUGCUCCCGCAACACCAGCUGCGAGACCCUGGACAACACAGAGAGCUACGAUCCCGACUACGACUUCCUGCACCAGGACCUGUCCAGCAUGGAGCACAUGCCCCCCGUGCAGGGGGGGUGCCUGAGCCCCCUGCCGGAGUCCCACAGCGAGUCGUCGUCCCCCUGCCCCGGGCAGCAGGUCCCGCACCCCCGCUUCAGCGCGCCCUGCCCCCAGCAGCCCCCCGAGUACUGGACGGCGGCGGGCCUCGCGCUGCCCUCGAAGCCGUCGCGCAUCAGCGCGCCCCCGGCGCUGCCGCAGAAGAAGCGCCGCAGCACGGCCUCGCAGCCCGCCCUCUUCCCCGUCUUCUACGAGCGCCUGCCCUCCCACUACGACAACAUCAGCGAGGAGGACCUGCAGGCCGAGCCCCCCUUCCCCCUCUUCACCCCCCUGCCCCAGAGCAACGGCGGGGCCUUCGCCGCCGAGUUCCUCGCCAGCGACAGCGCCGACUUACCAGAGAGCCCCCCGCCCCUCCCGGAGAAGAAGAGCCGCCACAUCCUGCAGUACAUGCAGUUUGUGGAGGACUACUCGGAGCCCCAGCCCUCGGUCUUCUACCAGACGCCUCAGAGCGAGAGCAUCUACGAGCAGCGCAACAAGCGCUUCCAGGAAGUGUACGGCUUCAACGACUCUUUCAGCAGCACCGACUCUGUGCACGAGCCGCUGCCGCCCCCCGCCCUGCCGCCCAAGCAGAGACAGCUGGCCUCGCACUCUGCUUCCCCCUCCUCCUCCUCGUCCUCCUCCCUCUCCUGCCACCUCCAGCACUCUGCGGUGGGGGCUGAGGAGGCCAGCGCCGCGCUCAGCCUCAGCCUGUCCGUCUCUAAUUCCUUCCUCAGCGGCCACGCCUCCUUGGCCACGCCCACGAGCUCGGACCUAGUGGUGCCAGCCAACGCAAGCCAAUUAGCAGAUCCUGGGGGCGUGGCCAACGGUUCCCUGGAAAGCUCUGGUGGCUCUUUUGCUGUCUGCCUUCCUUCUGAAUCUUCUCUCACUGACUCUCUUCAACCCUCUGUGAGCGAGAGCGCUAACGAGGAGGGCGGGGAGGGGGAAUACGUCAAUCUCUAUUCCUCCAGCCAGGCCAACGGGGAGCUGCUGCGCUCCCACGGAGACCUCACGACUGCCAACGACGACGUCAUCCAGGACCCAGGCCCUCAGAAUGCCUCGUCCAAUAGCAAAGAGACGUCAGACGUGGAAACCAGGAGGCAGAAGUCUACCGAUUCGGGCCAGAGUGACGAGGAGGUGGACGAGCUCUCCCUCAUCGACCACAAGGAGAUCAUGUCCCGCCUAACACUAAAGCAGGAGAAUGACGAUGGUCCAGAUGUCCGAGCUGGUUCAGGAGAUAUUUUAUUAGUCCACGCCACAGAGACAGACCGCAAAGAUCUUGUCUUAUACUGCGAGGCCUUCCUGACAACCUACAGGACGUUUAUAACCCCUGAAGAUCUCAUAAAAAAGCUUCACUAUAGAUACACCAGGUUUUGCCACAGUCCAGACGUGUUCAAGAAGCGAGUCAGUAAAAACACCUUCUUUGUGCUGGUGCGCGUGGUGGACGAGCUGUGCUUGGUGGAGCUGACGGAUGACAUCCUGAAGCAGCUGAUGGACCUGGUGUUCCGGCUGGUGUGUAACGGCGAGCUGAGCCUGGCCCGGGUGCUGCGCAAGAACAUCCUGGACAAGGUGGAGCAGAAGAAGCUGCUGCGCUACACCAACUCCCUCAAACCUCUGGCCGCUCGCGGGGUGGCUGCCAGGCCCGGCACGCUGCACGACUUCCGCAGCCAUGAGGUCGCUGAUCAGCUCACGCUCCUGGAUGCAGAACUUUUCUACAAAAUUGAGAUCCCUGAGGUCUUGCUCUGGGCAAAGGAGCAGAAUGAGGAGAAGAGCCCAAAUCUGACGCAGUUCACAGAGCACUUUAACAACAUGUCCUACUGGGUGCGCUCAAUAAUAAUCCAGCAGGAGAAAGCCCAGGAUCGGGAGAAGCUGCUCCUCAAAUUCAUUAAGAUUAUGAAGCACUUAAGAAAGCUGAAUAAUUUUAACUCCUACUUGGCAAUAUUGUCCGCGUUGGAUUCUGCCCCAAUUCGAAGACUGGAAUGGCAAAAACAAACCUCAGAGGGAUUGGAGGAGUACUGUACAUUGAUUGACAGUUCCUCCUCUUUCCGGGCAUACCGGGCAGCACUGGCAGAUGUUGAGCCUCCAUGUAUACCUUAUCUAGGUCUCAUCCUGCAGGACUUGACAUUUGUCCAUCUUGGAAAUCCUGACCUCAUCGAUGGAAAGGUCAACUUCUCCAAACGGUGGCAGCAGUUCAACAUCCUGGACAGCAUGAGGCGCUUCCAGCAAGUGCAUUACGAGCUGAAACGCAACGACGACAUCGUCUCCUUCUUCAACGACUUCAGUGACCACCUCGCAGAGGAAGCACUGUGGGAACUGUCCCUGAAAAUCAAACCGCGGAACAUCACACGGCGCAAAACAGAGCGGGAGGAGAAGACCUAAGAGCAGAGCUUCUGCCAUCCUCAAAGACAAGGACUGGACUUUCAUUUCAAGAGACAGACACAAUCAAAGGAAUCUAAAAACUGUGACGGCAGCUAAGAGACUGAGGAACCUUUGUCUGUUACAGUUUACAGGAACUCUUAUUUUAUUAUUAUUUUUUUAAACCUUAUUCGUUUGGGAUCGCUCCAGGUCCCGGCCUGGGUUCGGAUCACGGACAGGAGGUGGAGGAGGAGGAGGAGGAGGAGGUGCGGUGCAGAGCACAAAAAAAAGCUUUCAGAAGAGACCCUCGCAGAUUUGUGUUGCCAUCCCAUCCUGUCCAUUUCAGUGUGCGUCUGGUCUGUGCAUUUCAAGGAGUACUUGGACUUUGUGGACUUGCUCAUGACACAAGGUGCUUUCUUUCCCAUGAUGAACCUUAACCCUCUGUAUGUGCCAUCCUGGGAGAAUCCCUGCCCCCACCCCCCCCCUCCACUCAUUUCAGUGUUCAGAAACAGACUGAGCUGCCGCAGACUGUGACGUCAUGACGCCGGUCAGAGGACGACUUCCAUUGGUGGCACUGCCACAGAGUGAAACGAACAGAAGUGUGGAAUUGAGUGAAAUGAGUGGGGAGUGGGGACAAUAUCCUAGAAUAAUCAUGUGAGAUGAUUUUUGGAAGAAAAAAAAAGGUUUUGUUUUGGAGCAUUUUAUGUAUCGAUUAUGUACGGUUAAUGUAUAGUACAGUUUUUCCUUUUGUUCUUUAAAAGGGUGUUAACAGAAGAUCUUAUCUUGUCUUAAGUGUGAUACAAAGGCGCACUUAAAAAGCAAAGCAAAAAAGAUAGAAAUUAAAAAAAAUUAAUAAAUGCUGUGAUCAAUGUCAAACCUGACUUCACUUCAAGAGUCUGGUUUGGGAGAGCUGUUGACAGUAGUGUAUGGUAAGGUAGUUGGAAGCAUGUUCCAGGCCUGUACACCUUGGCCCUGAGUGAGAGGGGAGUGACUGUAUUUUUCUUCUCUUACUCUGCCAUGCCUCAUGAACGUGGGGCCAGGCAUUCACAGGGCUCAAAGAUUCCAAAACAGAGAGCCAUUUUGAGUAGCAUACAGUAACUUGCAUCCAUUUCCUGUUACUCCUCUGGAAUUGAGCUCUACCAGUACACACAUCACCCUGUGCAAUCCAAUAAAAUGCUCUGCAAUAUUUCUACA